UUCGCAGAGUUUGAUGGGGCGUUGGGCGGAUGACAGCGGGAACGGUUGUGAUCACUGGCGGAAUCCUAGCCACGGUCAUCCUCCUCUGCAUCAUCGCUGUCCUGUGCUACUGUCGGCUUCAGUAUUACUGCUGCAAGAAGAGUGGAGCUGCGGAUGCAGACGAAGAGGAGGAGGAGCACGACCUGCCCACGCACCCCAGAGGCCCCACAUGCAAUGCCUGCAGCUCCCAGGCCCCAGAUGGCCAGCGCAGCCUGGCGCCUGUCACCAGCGAGCCCUGCGGCCAGCCGUGCGUGGGGGCAGCCGGCCACUGCACCGGCUGCUCCGCAUACAGCUCCCCCUUUUACAUACGGACAGCUGACAUGGUGCCCAAUGGAGGCGGAGGCGAGAGGCUCUCCUUCACGCCCAUGUACUACAAGGAGGGGGGCCCCCCAUCACUCAAACUGGCAGUACCCCAGAGUUACCCGGUGACGUGGCCAGGCUCCGGGCGCGAGGCCUUCACCAAUCCAAGGGCUAUUAGCACAGACGUGUGACCCUCUCACCCCACACCCCCAAUACACCAAGGCUGCUGCCCCAUCAGGGCAAGGGGGGCAGCGGAUGACCCCUCCAGCAGCCCACAAGGACUCUCUUGGUUUCUUUGGCUUUUCUUGUCCCACAGGGGAAGGUUCCCCAGGAUUGAAGCUAUUGAGAGCCGGAGAGCCAGGGUGGGGCCUGGCCCCGCGGCCCAGGGGCGGCGGCUGGACAGGCUGAGCGGGCAGCCCUGCCAGCUUCUCUGCUGAGAGCAGCGCGGCACCGCACAGCACCUGUCGCCUCCCUCACUCUCCCGGCUUUCCCGGACUGUGAGCAGAGGGGCACAGGGGGAGCUAAGUGCGGCUCAGGAGGCCUCAGAGUCCUCAGGGGAUGACACAGGGCAGGAGAAGGGAGGAGUAAGGCUCUGUGAAAUCUAAGGAGGAGCCAGGUUGGGAAGAGAUCUCUUCAGGACUUGCUGGCUUGAAACGAUCCAAGACCUAGUUUGCAGUGGGGUUUUGCACUCCGGUUAUCAUGGCAACUGUAGCUGCUCCGGUGUGGAUGCUGAUGCCUGAACCCCACAGCUGCUUCCGUCCCCUUCCUCCCAGUACGUGCUGAGCUGACUUUAAAGGCCGUGGCAGAAGGUUAUUUGUGGGGAAUGCACCAGAAAGUGACUGUCUUACCUUGUCUCCCCGCAAAUCCUCUUUCUCUGCCUCGGAAACCAGCUGCCCUUGCUGGAGAACUUUUUUCAAAUUUUGUUACUGGAGUUCGAGUAGCUUAGUAAAGGAGAACUUGCUGCUGUUGUCUGGGCUCUGACACUGAGCCAUGUGCACAUAUACAGUCCUGCCAGGGCCUGUGCAUCCUCAGGGGUGUACACACGCCGGUCACCUCCAGCACACACUGGCUGUGCCACCUUCCGGAGCUGCAGCGUGGAAGGGUCCCUGAUGUACCAGCUGGAGAGAAAACUCUGACCCACAGACCGCACGGGUGAAAGUGAGGAAGGUCACCUGUCCCCACAGCGACCCGCUGGCUGGCCCAGGAAGAGCCUGCAGAGCGAAGCUGCGGAAGCCCCUCUACUCCAGCAUGCCGUCGGGACGCCCUAGAGCCAGACCCCCUCGUUCCCCCAGGGACAGCAGCCCUCGCCGCUGAGCUUUGGAGGGAUUCCGUUUAGCAAUGGGGUUCCACCUUGCAGCCCUCCCUCCGCUGCCCCACCCACAGGCUCUGGGUGAGGGCCUGUUCUCGGCCUCUCCUCCAGCCCUGUGCCCACCCCCGCUUCCCGCCGAGGGCUCAGCCGUGGCCUUAUGCUAGUUGAGCGAGUGCAUCUGAUGAGUUUUCCAGUUGCCUCUGCAGUAAGAGGUGGCUGCCCCCUUCUAAGGACAUACCUGACCCCUACCCACUCCUGAGUCACCAAAUGCUGCAGAAGGGAAGGAGCCGGCCCCUCUGCUGAAAUCUUGGUUUUACACUUGAGAAAGGGCUGGUACAGCUGCAGGGGAGGAGGAGAAAGAAUGCACCACACCUUGGGUAUCACUCUGUUGGGGCCCUCGUCAUUUUGCAUCCCAGUCUGUAAUUGAGGCACACUGGGUUGAGAAUCAGAGGACCUGGGGUCUCAUUACACUUUGGUCACUUACUAGCUCUCGGACCAGUUACAUCUUCUCUGAGACCCCAUUUUUUCUAGGGAAAUGAGACUGGCCCAGACGGGCUCUGAGGGCUCCCCAGUAAUCCUGCAGGAGUGGGAUGCCCUUGCUAACUGCCUGGUCCUGUGUGCAGGGCUGCGGGUUGAGGGCUGAAAGACCACAGUAAAACACGAGAUUAGCAGGCAAGACAGUUUGAAUUCUCACUAAAAAGCAAAUACGUUUGUCUGACUGUCCUACUGAGUGACAUCAAAUAGUAACAUUUCUCUUAUACCAGGAGGCAGCUGUAGGUGGGGAUACUGUGCUGUGUCUCAGAGGCCAGAGGCACCAGCUUAGGACAGCAGCUUGCACAUACCCCAUCCCACCGCCCACUCCUACUGGGCCAAGCACACCCCACUGAUGUGAUCUGCUGGGUCUGGCAGCCCUCACUGCUGCCUGAUGACCAGUCCCAGUGCCUGGCUGCCCUGGAAUUCCCCAGCCAAUCAGCCACACACAGGUGAGGCUCCCUCCUCACCAAAAGGUAAUGUCCUUGUACCUCCUGCCUUUGGAGAAAUCAAGGCAACCCAGUCCACUGUCAGCUGCUUCGGGCUCCUGAUCUACUGGGGUCAUUAGUGAAGAGCAUCUUGUGCAGACCCGUCUCCUCCUAUAGCUUUCUCAGCCUAAAUCCUGUCAACCUACAAAUCAAAACCUGGGUUUGGGGUGCUGGAGAGGUGGUGGGCCACGGCUCCCCGCACAGCCCCACACAGUCAGGGCUCAGGCUCAAGACAGCUCAUCUCCCUGUGGAAGGAAGCCCACCGCACGCAACCACGCUGCGCUUUUUAGCUGCGGAGUCUGUGCUAUAGGACACGAUUUGGAUGCCUUCCACACUGCACCCUAAAAUGGAAGAGAAGGGAAGGCUGGGAACGCCUGCCCCUGCCUCCGUCCUGCCUCCGCCUCCACAGCACCGCUCCAGCUACAGACUUCUUGUCCUGCACCUUUGAUAACUGCGAGUCACAACCAAGUGAAUGUCACAAUAAAUGAG
Messenger RNA from Manis pentadactyla (Chinese pangolin), 3156 nucleotides. RefSeq names its product family with sequence similarity 163 member A (gene FAM163A). Lineage: Eukaryota; Metazoa; Chordata; Mammalia; Pholidota; Manidae. The transcript has 2 exons. Bases 30 to 530 code for a protein of 166 amino acids. The record is from RefSeq and is a predicted model, not a curated record.